AUGUGGGGGAGGGCCAACGGACAAGGUCCUGUGUAUUACUGGUCUGUCAAGGAGCAGGGCAAAGGCGAGCCGACGACGGUGUGGCGGUUCACGCAUAGGCGAGGGAGCGACGCGCAGCAGGAGGUGCGUUAUGGCGACAACCCUCGGGACUUCUGGGAGGGCGACUGGGACGAGGACCGCGAGGGCGACACGGCUGAGGCGACGCCCUUCAGCCGCAACUUUAUAAUGCACGACAAGGGAAUAUGGUCCGGUUGGAAUUGCCGCUACAACCAGAGCAACAACGUGCCCGAAGGUGCUACUGAGUUCACAGACGAGGCCAGGAAGGAGCUCGUCGAUCUCGGACUCUGGGAAGAAUAUGAAACGAAGGUGCGAGUACCAUACAGUUUGCCGUCUCACUAGACGCUUGCCAUUUUCGCGUUCCCUGCUCGACCACGCCAUCCUCCCGCCACGAGUUAUGGCGUUAUCCACACCGAAGCUGCGUCGUUAUCCACGCGGGUCUCCCCCGACGUCCCUUCAUAGUCGCCUCGCCUCGGAGGACGCCUGGCUAGGACAACAUUGUGUGGAGCGCUUUGGUCACGGGCCUCUCCUUUCAAGAUGGCGUAACAGUAUACAGUGUUUUUUGUUUGUUUGAGAAUGUGACUGGAGUGGGUGCCCAAGCGCGGCCGUUGCGCGCCCGCCUCGCGUCACGCACACAGCGCGCAAAUAUCUACUGCACCACGAAGCAUCAAGGUGGCUGCUUCUGGGAACAUUGCAACUCUUGAACAGAAGCCGCAG
Molecule: messenger RNA, 774 nt
Organism: Microdochium trichocladiopsis
Lineage: Eukaryota; Fungi; Ascomycota; Sordariomycetes; Xylariales; Microdochiaceae
Exons: 1
Coding region: 1-399 (132 amino acids)
Source: RefSeq, a predicted model, not a curated record